UUCUGGAAUCGUGGGACAGUUUGCAUGAUUUCAGUGCCUGUGAAGUUUAAGCAGCGCAGAGUGAAGGCUAUUUACAAACUGAAAAAAAAUCAACAGUCAGAGACUGAGAUAGCCUGCAAGCAGAUAUCCAUAAGAUAAAAAUAAUGGGGUUUCUGUUCAACAGUUCUACUAUUUUGAUUGUAUGCUCUGUGUUUGGAUUUUCUCCAGUCCUAAGCCAGGACCUAAAAGAAAGAGAUGCUUUUUGUAAUUCAGAGGGCUGCUUUGUGAUCUACUUUGAACGUAAAAUCUUUCUAGACUCAUGGAGGUCCUGCAAAAAAUAUGGUGGAAAUUUGGCUACUGUCAAGCGCAAAGAGGAGGCAAGCGCUAUAGCCACACUCUUCUCUACCCUAGACGUUCGGGGGUCCCGCACCGAGGUCAGUGUAUGGAUUGGCUUGCAGCGUCAACCUCGUCAGUGCAGCUCACAUCCACUGAGAGGCUUCUCUUGGACAACUGGUGAUCAAGACACAGAGUAUACUAACUGGCAAAGAGAGGACUCUCCUAGCAUGUGUUUGGUACCUCGCUGUGUGGCUAUGGGCUAUAGCACUCAAGAACACAGUGAUAACUUCAUGUGGAUUGAUGGUUCAUGCUCUGUCCCUGUCGAUGGAUAUCUUUGCCACUUUGCUUACAAAGGAAUGUGUUUGGCCUUGAGGAAUGAGGGUUCAGCAAAUAUCCUUUAUGCAACACCUUUUAACCUUCUGAGCACAAUCCUAACUCAUGUACCAGUUGGAUCAAUUGCCAAUAUACCCUGCCACUCAAAUAUUGAUGAAAACAAGCCAGUUUUGUGUAUCCUGAGAAAAAAUGGGUCAGUAGCAUGGUCUCAUGAACCCCCAUUUUGCUCAAUUCCCUCUAUUUCACACCAUUUGUGUGAGCAGGAUCAUGGUGGAUGUGAACAUUUCUGCAGACAAGCUGGUGGUAAAAUCUUCUGUGACUGUGCUGAGGGUUUUCAUCUCAGAUAUGAUGGACAGACUUGUGAGCCUGAUGUUUGUCAAGGGGACCCCUGUGAGUUUGAGUGCCUCCCUCUUUCAGAUGGCUAUCGCUGUGCCUGCCCUGAUGGAUACAUGCUUGCACCAGAUAAACACAUUUGUCUAGAUGUAGAUGAGUGUAUUCAGGGUAAUUGUCAACAUCUCUGUGAGAAUUUGCCAGGGACAUUUAAAUGUCAGUGCAGGGAAGGUUAUUUUCUCAAUGACAAGGGGGUAUGUGAGGAUAUAGAUGAGUGCGUGAAUAACUCAUGUGACCAUUCUUGUGAAAACAUUCCAGGCUCCUAUACCUGCCACUGUCAUCUGGAUUUUUCAGUUGACAGUGAAGAGCCCAGGCGAUGCCAAGAUAGUGAUGAGUGUCAGAUUGUUGGGAUCUGUGAGCAGAUGUGUGUGAAUUAUUUAGGAGGUUUUGAGUGCAUCUGUAAGGAAGGCUAUGAACUUUCAUCUGAUCAUUCCACAUGUCAGAAAAUAGAAGAUCAGACUAGAUCUGUCACACCUCCCCUUUUGCACUCUCCCCAGCCUGAACCUGGACGGGAUCCUGUUAUGUAUCCCUGGAACCCAGAGCCAAGCACCGACCACUGGCCAGUAAAUCUGGACCAACAUUUGGACUGGCUGGCCAAUCCAUCAACAGUUUCUAAUCCUGAUGUAAUCUGGCUCACCACUGCCUUACAGGAUAAACCUUCCCACAAUUCUGUGACACAAGGAUCUGAGGAAGAUAAGGAAAAAGUAGAUGUCCUUGAGCAGGAGGAGAGAUCUCAGUUUGAAGUAAAUGUUUUAUCUACCCAAACUAUACUUUUUCCCACCUCUAUCUUAAGCACUAUGUCAGACUGGUAUGUAGAUGAAGAAGAAGCUACAACAACUAUAACAUUCCAUUCCACAUCUACAAUCUCAGAGGGAGCUUGGAAUUGGUCGCCAGGGUUUUCUACUUCCACUCAUAGUUUAGAAAAUCCAAUAGUACCAGAUACAGAUUCAGCUAUAAUAAAGGAAAUAGAGCAGGAACAGUACUCUCCACGUGACUACUCCCAGUUCCCAGGACAAGAGUCUGGAAAAGAGGAAAACAAUUAUGUGGAUAUUACACACUCUCAAGGCGCUGCUGUUCCCACAGAAUUUAGUACACCCAAGCCACUUCCCCCAUUCCUGGAUGAGGAUGGGGGAAGUGGAGACAACAUGGAUUCUGUCCAAGAAGACAGGGAGCUUAAACAGAGCAACAUCGGACUGCUAGUUGGCUUGUCUGUGUUCAUCUGCUUCUUCAUUUUUAUGAUGGUGGCAUUGGGUAUUUUCUACUGCACUCAUUGUGGUGUGAAGCCAAGAAACAAGAAUGCCACUGAAUGCUACCACUGGAUCUCAUGUGCACAUGAUAAACAAGGUGCACCUAGUCCAUCAACAGGGGACAAGACUGCUGUUUAAAUAAUGAAGACUGUUUGAAUAAUGAAGAGAGAAACUGAUAUUUGAACUGAGAAACUGUUUUAGUCCUAGACAAAAGAGAAGUAAAGAAGGCACAAUUUUUUAGGUUAAUAAAUUCUGACUGAAAAAGCAACUUUUUGAUCACAUUGCAUUUCUGAUGUUACAAAUCCAUUCAUUAUUGUAUAAGGUGAUGAAAAAUCAUUGACAAUUUAAUAUUGAGAUUUCUAAAUGCCACAAACUGACUGUUAUAUAUACUAAGAUUUUCACUAUAACAGCUAGAAUCAAUAAUGCAGAGUUGAAAUUUUUGAGUUCUCGUUUUUAUUUUAAUUGUCCACAAAAUAUUUUACAGCAACUAUCUUGAUGUUUUUCAAAUGUUUAUAUUGACUGUAAACAAAUGUAUCUUGAGGAGUAAAACAACUUCUCAGAGCAAUGAUGAUGUGAGGACAUAAGCUUACCAGUUGGAGUUUAACAACUUUUGUUGACUUCUUCACAGAACAUUGCCAGUAUUAUGGUUUUUGAAAUGUUUCAGUUAUGGAGUUUUGAUGAAAAUUCAAUCUGGAAGACUCACCUCCACCACCAGCUCCGUCCUAUGACUCCAUAAUGUGUCUCCGCUCCAACCAAUCAGCAUCAAGUCUGCAUUCCUCCUCAGCCAAUCACCCUUCAAGGCUUCGCUUUUAAUGACCUCCAACCAUGGAUCUUUAAGAUGUUAAGGUUCAAAUGAGGUGGUAUAGUGUUUGUAUUUUACUAGGUUUAGGAAUACUUGUUAAGCUCUUGUAAUUGUUAUUAAUUUUUACAUCUCCCCAAAAUUGUUUUGUGAAAAUUUAGAAAUAAUUGUGCCUGUAUGCAAGCUUUCUUAAAUGCCAUCUUCUGGUGUGGUUUUAUAUGCUCAGUAAGAGACAGAUCAUGUUAGAAAUCUAAAAUGCAUUGUAGAGUUAAAUGUCUUUCUGAUAUUACAUUUGAAUAUUGCUUAAACUGUUGUCGAUGCGGAUAAAUUGCGAGAAAUAUUAAAAUCCACUGUAUGUGUAUAUUUAGUACAAACAGAAUAUGAAGAUUUGUUGAAAAUCUAGAUUUUUUUUACAGUGGAAAUAUACCUACCAACUCAUUGCCUUUACCUUUGUACUAAAAAUUACAAACCAGAUUUUACUGGUUAUCAUGGAGACUGCAUGGUAUACCACAAACUAAAGGCAAACCUUAUCUUAAAAUUUUUACAUUUUAAAGUAAACAUAAAUAUAAGUAAAAUUAAUUCAUUAUGUGGUCAAAUUUAGCUUGGUUUUGUCUGUUUGAUAGCAGACUCUCUUAUGUAAAGCAGUGUGUUAAUUAUUGUCAUUCACUUUGAGGCAGUGAUGGAUUGCUGGAGGUCUCUUCCUGUUAAAAGAGAGUUUUUCAUUCCACUGUCGCUAUAUGCAUGCUCAGUAUGAGGGAUUGCUGUAAAGUCAAUGCAACCGACUGCCCACUGUCACUACAUGCUCAUCCAGGCGGAGUGAAUGCUGCAAGUCACCGACUCGUUGCAAUCUGCUGAGUUCUCUUAGAUAGAAAAUUUUUUUAUCAAUUUGAAUAAUUAACUGAAUCUGACUUGACAGUUUGAUAGUUAGAAUUAUUUGGAAUGUAUGUACCCAACUUGAAAUCUGUAAGUUUCGACUGAACUAACUUUGUAGAGUCCCUUUAGACGACAUGUGUUGUGAAUUGUCCCUAUAUAAAUAAAACUUAAUUGAAUUGAAUUAAUUUUAA
This is a messenger RNA of Girardinichthys multiradiatus, 4148 nucleotides long. It is a transcript of the gene cd248a, whose product is annotated as CD248 molecule, endosialin a. The coding region runs from base 144 to 2423 and encodes 759 amino acids. Lineage: Eukaryota; Metazoa; Chordata; Actinopteri; Cyprinodontiformes; Goodeidae. The record is from RefSeq and is a predicted model, not a curated record. The transcript has a single exon. Gene Ontology annotation, biological process: cell migration. Gene Ontology annotation, cellular component: extracellular matrix; external side of plasma membrane. Gene Ontology annotation, molecular function: extracellular matrix protein binding; calcium ion binding; extracellular matrix binding.